This is a messenger RNA of Macadamia integrifolia, 3058 nucleotides long. RefSeq names its product probable LRR receptor-like serine/threonine-protein kinase At1g53440. Gene Ontology annotation, biological process: protein phosphorylation. NCBI's taxonomy places the organism in Eukaryota, Viridiplantae, Streptophyta, Magnoliopsida, Proteales, Proteaceae. Gene Ontology annotation, molecular function: protein kinase activity; ATP binding; protein binding. The transcript has 21 exons. The record is from RefSeq and is a predicted model, not a curated record. The coding region runs from base 79 to 2874 and encodes 931 amino acids.
GGAGAGAAAGAAACUUUUACUUCAAAAUAAACCGGAGUGGAGGGAGCCAGGGAGGCAUGGUUUUAGUAACCGGGAUUGAUGUCGGCCGACACCAUAUGGAAUUGCUUUGAAUCGGGUUUGGAUCGGACGGAUUUACUCAUUGAGAAACAUGUUUUUGUGAACAGAGAUCUGAGUCGAAACUAUCUGAAUGGAACAAUUCCUACUCGUUGGGCAGAGAUCCCUCUCGUCAUCAUCUCUCUUUUGGGAAACCGCAUCAAUGGAUCAAUUCCUAAGGAGAUUGGUAACAUCACUACGCUGGAGCAGCUGGUCUUGGAAGAUAACGAACUUGAAGGAACCCUUCCUCCAGAGCUUGGUAAUUUAUCACGGUUGGAGAGAUUCCUUGUUUCUGCAAACAAUUUCACAGGAAUUAUACCAGAAACAUAUGGCAAACUUACUAGCUUGAAUGAUUUUAGGAUAGAUGGGAAUGGCAUCUCUGGAAAGAUCCCUUAUUUCAUUGGGAACUGGACAAAACUUGGCAGACUUGAUAUGCAGGGCACGUCCUUGGAGGGCCCUGUUCCUUCUAAUAUCUCCCUCUUGAAAAACCUAACUCAACUGAGGAUAUCUGACCUUGAUGGAACAAAUAUGAGUUUUAUUUUCCCUGACUUGCAGAAUCUGACAUAUAUAUAUGAAUUGGUACUGAGAAAUUGCUCCCUUACGGGUCCAAUCCCAGAUUACAUUGGAAAACUGAUGCCAAAUUUAAAAACUCUAGACUUGAGCUUCAACAAGUUAACUGGUCUAAUUCCAGAUUUUGAGAGUUCAGCGUAUCUGCAAUACUUGUUUCUCACAAACAAUUUGCUGACUGGAGUAGUACCAGAUUGGAUUAUUACUAGCAGCAUAAAAAUUGAUUUAUCCUACAACAAUUUUACUGGAUACGCCUCACAACCCAGCUGCGAGCAACAAACUACUGUGAAAACAAUUGCCAGUUAUUCAUCUUCAGAAGACAACUCAAUCACUUGGUGCUUGAAGAAGGACCUCCCGUGCUCUGGGAAUCGCAAAUACUAUUCAUUGUUCAUCAAUUGCGGAGGCCCGUUGGUGAAUUUUGGUGGGGAGGAGUAUGCGGAGGAUUUAACCCCCAGGGUGCAGGGUGCAUCAGACUUCUAUCGUGCUGACAGAUGGGCUUCUAGCACUACAGGAGUCUUUUUGGAUAGAGUAGAUCCUCAGUACUUGACCUCAAACAUAUCAGUGCUGAACAUGACUAAUCCAUCCAUAUAUAUGACAGCUCGUAUUGCUCCUAUCUCACUAAGAUAUUAUGGCCUCUGCUUACGAAGCGGUAAUUAUACAGUGCGGCUUCACUUUGCUGAAAUAAUGUUUACAGAAGAUCAGACAUACAGCAGCCUUGGUAGGCGAAUAUUUGAUGUAUCAAUCCAAGGAGAAGUCCGUUUGAAGGACUUUAAUAUUGCAGAGGAAGCUAAAGGGGUCGGCAAGAGCAUCAUUAAGGAAUUUAACGAUGUUAUUGUCAAUGGAAAUACUUUGGAGAUCGACCUCUACUGGUCAGGAAAAGGAACUAAUGCAAUUCCCGAUAGAGGAGUAUAUGGACCCCUUAUAUCAGCUAUUUCAGUGUCACCAGACUUUGACCCGAACACUGGACUAUCUGUUGGAGUUAUUGUUGGUAUCGUUGCUGCUUCAUGUAUUCUCAUAGCAUUAGUUUUAGUAAUCCUUUGGGUGAAAGGUUGCCUGGGAGGGAAGGAUCUCGAUGACAAAGAAAUUACUGGCCUAGAGCUACAAACUGGUCACUUCAGUUUGAGACAGAUUAAAGCUGCAACUGGGAAUUUUGAUGCUGCAAAUAAGAUUGGUGAAGGUGGGUUUGGGCCUGUUUAUAAGGGCACACUAUCAGAUGGUACAGUUAUUGCUGUCAAGCAGCUCUCGUCUAAGUCCAAGCAAGGGAACCGUGAAUUUCUAAACGAGAUAGGCAUGAUCUCUGCUUUACAACACCCAAACCUGGUGAAACUUUAUGGAUGUUGUAUUGAAGGAAACCAGCUAUUGUUGGUUUAUGAAUAUAUGGAAAAUAAUAGCCUAGCAUGUGCAUUAUUUGGUCGUGAAGAUCAAAGAAUGAACUUAGACUGGCCAACAAGGCAUAAGAUUUGCUUGGGGAUAGCGAAAGGUUUGGCAUAUCUUCAUGAAGAAUCAAGGCUGAAAAUUGUCCAUAGAGACAUAAAGGCAACGAAUGUGCUGCUUGAUAAGGAUCUUAAUGCUAAGAUUUCGGACUUUGGUUUGGCUAAACUUGAUGAAGAGGAGAACACCCAUAUCAGCACUCGAGUAGCUGGAACUAUAGGUUAUAUGGCCCCUGAAUAUGCAAUGAGGGGUUACCUGACAGACAAGGCAGAUAUUUACAGCUUCGGAGUUGUUGCGUUAGAGAUUGUCAGUGGGAAGAACAAUACAAAUUAUAUGCCAAAAGAGGAUUUUGUUUUCCUCCUUGACUGGGCUUAUGUCCUACAAGAGCAGGGGAAUCUCCUAGAACUUGUGGAUCCAAUCCUUGGGUCGAACUACUCCAAAGAAGAGGCGUUGAGGAUGUUGGAGUUAGCUCUCCUAUGCACUAAUCCAUCUCCUUCUCUCAGGCCCAUUAUGUCUGCAGCGGUGAGCAUGCUUGAAGGCAAAAUUGCAGUUAAAGCACCUCUUGUAAAGCGCGGCUCCAGAACUGAGGAUUUGAGAUUUAAGGCCUUAGAAAGGUUUUCACUGGACAGUCAAGAACUCCAUUCAAGCAAUUCUCAAGAGAGUUGCAUGCGAAAUAGUGGAUCGAUGGAUGGGCCAUGGAUUGAUUCUUCCAUGUCUAUUCAUAGCAAAGAAGAGACCCGAGGCUCUUCCUCAACAAGCAAUCUUCCGCCUGAUCUCAUGUGACAUCUCUCUCUCUCUCUUUCUUUUUUUUUUUUUUGGGUCGAAAGCUCCAAGGGCUGCAUAUUCAAAUGUGUGUUUUUUUUUUUUAAAAUGAUACAGGGUAUUCACACAUUUGUAUAUUAUUAUAUGAUUUAUAACCAUUCAUUUUUUUUAUUGGUUUUUUAUUUUAUUUAUUUAUUUUGGUUAA